UUUAAUGGCUUCGAUUAGCGGCGGUCAAGUGACGUCCCUUGACGAGGUCGCUGCUGCCAGUCACGUGAUUCAGGGGCGAGGAGGGGAAGUGUUGAUGUUGCAAACUUCCUAAAUCCCAACUCAAAAUGACCACAGCCGCCCUGACCCAGGGUCUCGAGCGGAUCCCCGACCAGCUGGGUUACCUGGUGAUCAGUGAAGAAGGCGUCUUAGCGUCGGCCGGGGAGUUGGAGAACGACGAGCACACGGCAGGAGUCAUUAUGCAAAUGGUGCGGACAGCAUGUCGCUUCCGGUUGCAGGGCGCCGCUGAACCACCCUUCAAACGUAUUUCAGUCAUGCUGGAAGACUUUGUCUACACCGUGACGGUGUCGGGGCAGAAAGUGUUUGUGGUGAAGCGGCAGAACAACCAGCAUGCCCCCGUGACCGUCUAGCGCCACCUGGGUUCCAACGGGGAGAACGUAGAGGAACCAGCCCGGGCAUCUCAGUAGUGUACACACUGGACUUAUUAUGCCAUUGCCCUUAGUUUGUCUUUCAAAACGUAUACGUAAUAAGAGCAUUUGGAAGCCAAAGUGAUUGUGGCCGACGGGGGGCGGAGUCCCAAAAGAACUGCGUGGAAGACAGCGGCUCGGGAUUUGUCUUGUAAAUUGUAUUGUUACGCAGACGGAGUUCAAAACCUCAACGUGUUGAUGUGGACUAGGUUCCAUUCAAUGGUUUAUGCCGAUCAAUGGUUUGUUAUCAUCUGUUCGACCAUGUGUAAAUACAAAAUGUAGUUAAGAAAUAAAGAUUAGAUGUAUAUGCA
Gadus morhua (Atlantic cod) is the source of this 796-nucleotide messenger RNA. RefSeq names its product late endosomal/lysosomal adaptor, MAPK and MTOR activator 4 (gene lamtor4). Gene Ontology annotation, molecular function: guanyl-nucleotide exchange factor activity. Lineage: Eukaryota; Metazoa; Chordata; Actinopteri; Gadiformes; Gadidae. Gene Ontology annotation, cellular component: Ragulator complex; lysosome. Gene Ontology annotation, biological process: positive regulation of TOR signaling; cellular response to amino acid stimulus. The transcript has 4 exons. The coding region runs from base 126 to 428 and encodes 100 amino acids. The record is from RefSeq and is a predicted model, not a curated record.